AUGUCAGGCUAUUUUAAACGACCCUAUCCGAGAUUUGACAUUUAUGCCAUUCUGCGUUAUUACAGUGGCUUUGGUCGAUACGAUGAUGAUUUUGUUGAUCGAUUGUCUCGACAUUAUUCUGUAUUUAUCUUUUCCAUAUUCGUUUUAAUCGUUUCUUCAGUUCAGUUUGUUGGAAAACCAAUAUCAUGUUUUACUCCAGCUUCAUUUACUGAUGCUCAUAUAAUCUAUGCUGAUUUUGUCUGUUGGAUCUCGGAUACAUAUUUCGUUUCGAUUGACGCUGAAAUACCAGAAAUCGAUCAUACAGAAACAAGACAAGGUUCGCAAACGAUACGCUUUUAUCAAUACGUUCCAUUUAUACUAAUGUUACAAACGUUCGGAUUCUUCUUCCCAGGGUUUUGCUGGCGAAGUGGGUCAGCACGUCUUGGAAUGUCUUUACAGAAACAUUUAGAUCAACUUCAUAUGAGUCGUCGAUCACUAGCUGAACCAUUCAUUUAUCGCCGACAAAUGAUACGCAAUGUUGCUAUUCGUCUUGACCAAUAUUUUCGUAAACGUCCAAAAGCCAAAACGGCCAAAUUAACUAUAUUUUAUAUGUUCAUCAAAUUCAUCUAUUUAAUCAACAUUAUCGUUCAAUUAUUCAGUCUGCAUUAUUUCAUGAAAUUCGAUUUUGAUAUCAAAGAUUUGCUUCGACGUUUUCUUAUAUACAGUAACACCGUACGUCACGCGUCAUUGCAAUUUCCAACCAAUGUUCUAUGUGACUUCAUUGUUCGUUUUCUUGGCAAAAAUAAACACCGACAUACGGUUCAAUGCGUUCUACCAAUCAACGUUUUCAAUGAGAAAAUCUUCAUUUUCGCUUAUCUAUGGCUGCUAUUAUUACUCUUUUGCGCCGUUUACAAUCUGUUUGUACAAUGGAUGUUGUUCCUCGUAUUUCCGGACAACAUGUUCGAGACACGCCGUCGCGUUCGUCGAACGUUGUCGAAAUUUUCCUUGAAUGAAAAUGAAGAAAACGACAUGAUUGAAAUUUAUGAAUACCAAUCGAUUACGAAAGGUUUCAGUGAACGUUAUCUCCAAUGUGAUGGAAUUGUUGUUAUGCGGCUAUUAACUAUGAAUAUCGAUUUAGUGACCAUGAAUGAUUUACUGGAUGAUCUUUGGGAACUAUACAAACUUGAUCCGUUGUGA
Molecule: messenger RNA, 1176 nt
Organism: Adineta ricciae
Lineage: Eukaryota; Metazoa; Rotifera; Eurotatoria; Adinetida; Adinetidae
Source: the annotation of a GenBank genome assembly